Molecule: messenger RNA, 2368 nt
Organism: Vespula pensylvanica (western yellowjacket)
Lineage: Eukaryota; Metazoa; Arthropoda; Insecta; Hymenoptera; Vespidae
Product: alkylglycerol monooxygenase-like
Exons: 11
Coding region: 1087-2313 (408 amino acids)
Biological process (GO): lipid biosynthetic process
Cellular component (GO): endoplasmic reticulum
Molecular function (GO): oxidoreductase activity; iron ion binding
Source: RefSeq, a predicted model, not a curated record
UAUAGGCGAAAGAAUUCGAUUUAUAAAUAGACUACGCAUGUUAACAAGUAUUCAAAACGUUGACAGUGUUUCAUAGUUAAAUUAACAGAAAUCAGAGUUUUACUAUGUAAUAUGUAAACACAAAAUGAUAUUAUGAAAAGGUAAAUAAUUAAGUAACUGUGAAUAUAGAUUUUAGAGCUGCCGAUAAUAAGGAUCUAACAGAGUACUGUCUUAUUCAUUUAGAUAGAACAAUACUAAUUGAGACAUUGGGCACCGAUUAUCACGAACACUAAUAAUAUCCUUUAUCUACUGUAAUAUAAAUUAUUAAUGUGCGUUAUGAAACUUAUAUGCCGUUAGCAUAAAGCGUCUAGCAUAUUGCUUGGGCAAAUACAACAGUGGUGUAUGAGAAGAUUGAUUCGUUUAUACCUCUUCAUAUCGUAGUUUUAUAUAUAUACAUACAUACGAACAUACAUACAUAUAUAUAUUUAUAUAUAUACGCCUUUUAUAUGAAAUUGAUAUUUUUUAAUAAUAUGUCAAAUUAUAAAAUUGAUUGUCAAUGAACACUAUUUGAAAGUUCGACGAUUUAUUAUCAAUAAUAUAAUAUAUGUACUUAUAUAUAAAGCACCUGCAGCUUAUACGGUCAUGCAGAGUGGUGGUGGUGGCGCGUCCUCACACUCGCUGCAAGUUAUAUAAACGAUGCGUGCACGCAGCUCACCGAUUACAACUGUAUUCGAUAGUGCGUUCAGUAGCUAAUAUCAGUUUACUCUUAUAAACUCGAUUCUCCAUAUCUUUUCACUCUUAUUUAUCAUUUACUGAAAUAUACAUUAUACGUAUCGUAGAAAUAACCAAAAAGAAGUGUGUGCACGUGAAAGAGAGAGAAAGAGAAAGAGAAAAAAUAUUUUAAAUAUGAAUGAGAUUUCCAUUAACUUGGUCUCUCAACUAAAAAAUGCCGGCAAGUUUUGGUACAUCGUUAACCCUUUCGAAACAACUUUCGAAUUUCCCCAUCAGGUGCCUGAUUAUUAUCAGCAGGUUUUAGUCGUUUUUUCUUUUUCUCUUUCCUUUUUCCUUCAAUUAUUGUUAUAUUAACAAAAGAGAAGCUAAAGCAAUAUGCAGUUAAAUUUGAAAAGUUGUUUUCACAUUCGAGAGGUCUGGAUACCAUUUUUCUUUCUUAUCGUAUUAGAACAAGUGAUAUUAACUGCGAAGAAUAAGAAAAAAUCAUUUCGAUUGAACGACCAAGUGACGUCGUUCUCUCAUUGGAUAUUUCAAGAGUCUGGCCGCGUUUUUUUUCGUGGGGCAGAAUAUUACGCUUAUAUUAAAAUUUAUGAAAAUUAUCAUCGAUGGAAUUUAUCAUGGAAUUCUAUUUGGACUUGGUACAUCACUGCUUUAGGGGUAGACUUUUGUUAUUAUUGGGUACACCGUAGUAAUCACGAAGUACAUUUUUUGUGGGCUCACCAUCAAGUACACCACAGCAGCGAGGAAUUCAAUCUCGCGGUUGGCCUGCGCCAAUCGGUACUGCAACAUUGGUGCAAUUUUAUUUUUUAUCUACCUCUUGCUUUCUUCAUACCACCAUCACAUUUCAUUGUUCAUCAUCAAUUCAACUUGAUUUAUCAACUUUGGAUACACACGACAAUUAUUGACGAUCUCGGACCGUUAGAAUUAAUAUUUAAUACUCCUAAACAUCAUCGCGUUCAUCAUGGAUGCAAUCUAUACUGUUUGGAUAAAAAUUAUGGCGGAGUUCUUAUAAUCUGGGACAGAUUAUUCGGGACCUUCAUGGAAGAGAAGGAUGAAAUCAUUUACGGCUUAGUAACCAGUCCGCAAUCAUUCAAUCCCUUGUAUCUUCAGAUGUUUUAUGCGAAAGCGAUGAUAAACAAGAGUAAGGGCAUGAAAUCUUCGGCAGAUAAAUUGUCCGUCUUGUGGAAAGGUCCUAGUUGGUAUCCAGGUGGACCACGUUUGGGCCUUGACAAGUAUAAAAUAAAUGUAACAUCUAGAAUCAAAUAUAAUGUUCGUAUACCAACGUGGCAAACCGUCUAUAUUAUUUUACAUUUUUUAAUAAUUUUUUAUAAACAUUUGCAGUUGUAUAAUAAUGAAAAACAAGAUAUACAUAAUUUUUUAGGAAUAACAAUAUUGAAUAAUAUGUUUGCUCUUGUCGCUAUUGGAUUAUUGUUUGAUAAGUCACAAUAUGCUGGAUUGGUAGAACUUGUUCGAUGUAUUGUAUAUUUAUUGUAUGAAGACUGUUGUCUUAACGUUCUGAUAUAUUAUAUUUAUAUAAUAUCUUGCUUUAUUUGGAUCUUUCAAGUUGUAAAUCAAAUGAAAGCAAAUUUUCUGCGAUUAUGAAUUUGUAAGAUACAUUUAAUCAAAAGGAAAUAAAAAAUCAUUGUUACUUAUUUAA